Paramecium tetraurelia is the source of this 447-nucleotide messenger RNA. RefSeq lists its product as uncharacterized. The record is from RefSeq and is a predicted model, not a curated record. Lineage: Eukaryota; Ciliophora; Oligohymenophorea; Peniculida; Parameciidae. The transcript has a single exon.
AUGAAGACAAUGUGGUUCACAUUUUUUUAUGGAGAUAUAAUACCUUUAGGCAUAUUGUUCAGUAUUAUGGGUUUAACAUUGUACUAUUUUGUUGAUAAGUAUAAUGUACUAAGGAGGAGAACAAUCAAGGAAUCAUUAUCAAAGCAUUUGAGUAUAGAAAUGAUAGAGAUGUUGGAGUUGAUCAUAAUAUUUACAGGGAUUGGCAAUACUGUAGUAUCGAGUAUAUUGUUUGGGGAAGUCAAAUGGUAAGACUUUAUUAUAAUCAUAAUUGGAAUUGUGUACAUUUUACUGCCAAUGGAGGACAUUUCUAGUGUGUUAUUUCCACUCGAAUAGAAGGAUGAAGUCUAAACUUAUUAUGAAGCUGAGGAACACUUUAAUACUGAUUAUGAUAGAGAGAAUCCAGUAACGAGAAGAGAGAUAUUACAUGAGAUUGCAAAGAAAAAAUGA